UCCAUGUGAUGGGGCCGCUAAAUUAAAUAGAAAUCAUGAACUUUUCAAUAGUAAGACAUCAGUGAACGCAUUCUAAGGGAAUCACUUGGGUCCAGCCAUCCCUCAAGGCAAGGCAUAUGGGGGAAGAAGGAAACAGGGACCAAUGUAUCAAUUUAUGAGGUUCCAAAGACCCCUCACGUUGUUUUUUAUUGGACCGGCGACCAUUAAAGAAUAAAGAGAGCUAGAUGCGAGCUCCACUUCCCCACUCAUGUUAGGGACUCCAUAGAAUGCUGCAGCUUAGCUAGCACUCCUCCCUAGUCUUCUCCUCUGCAUACAAGGGGUUCCUCCAUUUAUGAUAGAAGACUGAAGGCUAGCAGGGACUGGAAGAUGGGGUACGAGGCAAAGCUGGUUAGGAGCUUCAGCCGCAUCGAACCCCAGAAGCUCGGACUUGGAUUGCUUGCUACGUGUUUUCUGGUCUCGUUAGUCUACAUUUCAGUGACCGAUACCUUUGCAGUCCGUUUUCCCAUUUUAAAUUCCUGGCUGUCAUCGUCGAAGCGUGCAGCUGCAACCAGUCCUCUGGUUGAAACUACACUGAGUUCUCCACAACUAGAGGUGGGGCUGGAAAAUACGACGCAUGAGAGCCGGCCGAGCUGCGACGAUGCUGACCCAAGAUCAAGUGUUUGUGGAGAGAAUGACGCCAUCGAGACGCACCAGAAUUCUUCCUCCACAGCUUCUUAUGUUCCCUUUAGAAAAGAAGAGUUUUCAAACAGUACUCAAGAACUAGUGUCUUCCUCUCAAUCUUUAGAGGUGGGGCUCGAAAAUACGACACAUGAGAGCCGGCCGAUCUGCGACGAUGUUGACCCAAGAUCAAGUGUGUGUGCAAAGAAUGAUGCUACCGAGACAUAUCAGAAUUCUUCCUCCACAGCUUCUUAUGUUCCCUUUAGAAAAGAAGAGUUUUCAAACGGUACUCCGGAAGUAGGUAGUGAAAAGGUGGAACAGGGAAUAAGCCAACCAUGCGACACAAAAUCCGGUCACUGUGAAACGGAUAGUGAUGGUAGGACCCAGAAGAACAUGAGCACCAUUGUUGAUCCGUUGCCUAUACCACUUACCAGCAGUUCCAGCGAAAAAGAUGAAAGGAUCGAAGAUUUGGAGGCUGAGAGAAAACCGUUGUGCGACACGUCUGCCCGAAGGGUCGACGUCUGCGAAAUGGACGGCGAUGUUAGGAUUCUUGGGAAGAAUUCCUCGGUGAUAUACAUGACACCCUCUAAAAUUGGUGCAUUAAGAAGAAGUGAAUCAUGGAAGGUCAGACCUUAUGCUCGCAAGACGGACAAGGCGGCCAUGGCUCACGUCCGGGAGGUGUCCUUGAAAUCAUUGGAAAAUUACGAGGAAGCCCCUCGUUGCACAGUUCAUCACACAGUUCCUGCCAUUGUCUUCUCAAUUGCAGGAUACACUGGAAAUUACUUCCAUGACUUCACCGACGUGUUGGUCCCUCUCUUCCUGACUUCCUACCAAUUCAAUGGAGAAGUACAGUUUCUUGUGACCAAUUUUAAACUAUGGUGGAUUCACAAGUACCUACCCAUAUUUAAGAAGCUCUCUAACUAUGAAAUCAUUGAUUUCGACAAUGAUGAAGGAGUACAUUGUUUUAAACAUGCGAUCGUCGGUCUGAAAGCCCACAGCGACAUGAUCAUCGAUCCCUCGAAAGCUCCGAAUGGAUAUUCCAUGGUCGACUUCACGAGGUUUUUGAGGAGCGCUUACUCGCUCGAGAGGAGUUCUCCGAUCAGGAUCGGUGAACAUCCCGGUAAGAAGCCAAGGCUGCUGAUCAUAGCAAGAAGUCGAACUAGAAGGUUUGUGAAUGUAGAUAAGAUAAUUCGGAUGGCAGAGAAACUGGGAUUUGAGGUGGUGGUCUCAGAGGCCGACAACAACGUGACUCGGUUUGCACAUAUUGUGAACUCGUGUGAUGUGAUGAUGGGUGUUCAUGGGGCUGGACUCACCAAUCUAGUCUUCCUUCCAACGAAUGCAAUCCUGAUACAGGUAGUCCCUUGGGGUGGACUGGAUUGGAUAGCUACAACUUACUUCAACAAGCCAUCCAAGGGCAUGAAUCUGAGGUACUUGGAGUACAGUAUAACUGAAGAGGAGAGCACUCUUAUAGAUCAGUACCCUAGAGACCACGCUGUCUUCAAGGACCCCUCGUCAAUUCACAAGCUAGGAUGGGCUGGUAUGAUGGAAGUAUUCCUAGUGAAGCAGAAUGUGAGGCUUAAUGUCAGGAGAUUUAGGCCUGUUCUGAUAAAAGCCCUCAAGCUUCUACAUCAAUAAUAGAACAGAAGAGUUAUACAGCUUUAUUUUAUCAUCCAUUUAAAAGUUUUCACUUCUACUACUUAAAAUUCUUUUCCACCCAAGAGGGUGGCAAGAAAGAUGUUUUACAAAAUGUAAUAAAUCGGCGCAAAACAUAAAGAUGUAGAUCGUGUUGUAUGCCUGUCCCGAUUCAUGAAUGUAGAGCUGGCUGUCCAAUUAUCUCUA
This is a messenger RNA of Elaeis guineensis (African oil palm), 2496 nucleotides long. Its product is annotated as beta-1,2-xylosyltransferase XYXT1. Lineage: Eukaryota; Viridiplantae; Streptophyta; Magnoliopsida; Arecales; Arecaceae. Gene Ontology annotation, molecular function: glycosyltransferase activity. The record is from RefSeq and is a predicted model, not a curated record.